UUGAUCGAUGCAAAUCGUUACCAGAAAACGAAUCAGCUUAUUAUCAAUUAACUCUCAGCCGAGUUUCGAAAUUUUCCGUGUCUGUUUGUCGAAUCUUUUCUUGAGAAAGUCGGCAUGGCUGUGCCGUCUCUGGUACCGCUGCUGUACUCUGACUGGUGGGAAUACCUGGAAUAUCCACACCGGGUUUUCGAUCAGAACUUCGGCCUCGGCGUUCAUCCGGACCAACUGACACAUCCCAACAUCGUCGAGCGCUUCGCGCUGCAACAACCUGCUCGACAUCAACGUCCGUUGCAUCUGAUGUCACACUAUAAUCGACCAUGGGGUGAAUUAUUACGCAGCAAAGAAGAUGGUGGCAUAUCGACCGUUAAGGCGGACAAGACCAAGUUCCAGGUGAUGUUGGACGUGCAACAGUUCAAACCGGAGGAGAUCAGUGUCAAGGUCGUGAACAAAUUCGUCGUAGUCGAGGCCAAACACGAGGAAAAACAGGACGAACACGGCUGGAUCUCACGUCAAUUUGUACGUAAAUACAUGAUACCUGAACAGUGCGAUAUCGAUCAGGUGUCGUCGAGCUUAUCGUCAGAUGGCAUGCUGAGCAUCACCGCACCGAGGAAGGAUAAGCCAAAGACGCAAAACGAGCGGCAGAUCAAGAUCCAGCAUACCGGCAAGCCGGCGAUCCAGGAGAAGGCACAGGAGAAGGCUCAGGAGAAGGCUCAGGAGAAAACUCUGGAGAAAACUCCGGAGAAAACUCAGGAGAAGAAGAAGUAAAAGUAGAACCAAAGAUAAAAAUUAAUCGUAUACAUAUAUAUGUACAUGUUAUAUGCGUUUCUGUGAAA
This is a messenger RNA of Cyphomyrmex costatus, 833 nucleotides long. RefSeq names its product lethal (2) essential for life. The record is from RefSeq and is a predicted model, not a curated record. The transcript has a single exon. Bases 115 to 765 code for a protein of 216 amino acids. Gene Ontology annotation, biological process: response to heat; protein refolding. Gene Ontology annotation, cellular component: cytoplasm; nucleus. Lineage: Eukaryota; Metazoa; Arthropoda; Insecta; Hymenoptera; Formicidae.